AUGCCACUGACUUGCGCGUUGCGGGUAGAGAGAAGCGAGCUGCCCUGUCUGACCAGCAGCUUGAGAUUGGCGGAGGGAAGUGGGCCAGGCCCUGUGAGGAGUCAAGGUUCUGAGGGGACAGGCCAACCCGGAGGACAGGAUUCCGUGGAGGCCACAGAGGAGCACCGAGGAGAAGAUCUGUAAGUAAGCCUUUGUUAGAGCCUCCAAGAUUUGGUUCUCAGCUGAGGCCUCUCACAUGCUCCCUCUCUCCCUAGGCCUGUGGGUCCCCAUUGCCCAGCUUUUGCCUGCACUCCCGCCUGCUGCCCUGACCAGAGUCAUCAUGUCUUUUGAGCAGAAGAGUCAGCACUGCAAGCCUGAGGAAGGCGUUGAGGCCCAAGGAGAGGCCCUGGGCCUGGUGGGUGCGCAGGCUCCUACUGCUGAGGAGCAGGGGGCUGCUGUCUCCUCCUCCUCUCUGGUCCCUGGCACCCUGGAGGAAGUGCCUGUUGCUGAGUCAACAGGUCCUCCCCAGAGUCCUCAGGGAGCCUCUGCCUUACCCACUACCAUCAGCUUCACUUGCUGGAGGCAACCCAAUGAGGGUUCCAGCAGCCAAGAAGAGGAGGGGCCGAGCACCUCGCCUGACGCGGAGUCCUUGUUCCGAGAAGCACUCAGCAAGGAGGUGGAUGAGUUGGUUCAUUUUCUGCUCCUCAAGUAUCGAGCCAAGGAGCCGGUCACAAAGGCAGAAAUGCUGGAGAGAGUCAUCAAAGAUUACAAGCGCUGCUUUCCUGUGAUCUUCGGCAAAGCCUCCGAGUCCCUGAAGAUCAUCUUUGGCAUUGACGUGAAGGAAGUCGACCCCACCAACAACACCUACACCCUUGUCACCUGCCUGGGCCUUUCCUAUGAUGGCCUGCUGGGUAAUAAGAUCUUUCCCAAGACAGGCCUCCUGAUAAUCGUCCUGGGCACAAUCGCAAUGGAGGGCGACUCUGCCUCUGAGGAGGAAAUCUGGGAGGAGCUGAGUGUGAUGGAUGUGUAUGAUGGGAGGGAGCACAGUGCCUAUGGGGAGCCCAGGAAGCUGCUCACCCAAGAUUGGGUGCAGGAAAACUACCUGGAGUACCGGCAGGUACCCGGCAGUGAUCCUGCGCGCUAUGAGUUCCUGUGGGGUCCGAGGGCUCUGGCUGAAACCAGCUAUGUGAAAGUCCUGGAGCAUGUGGUCAGGGUCAUUGCAAGAGUUCGCAUUUCCUACCCAUCCCUGCGUGAAGCAGCUUUGUUAGGGGAGGAAGAGGGAGUCUGAGCAUGAGUCGCAGCCAGGGCCAUGGGGAAAGGGCAGGGCUGGGCCAGUGCAUCUAACGGCCCUGUGCAGCAGCUUCCCUUGCCUCGUGUAACAUGAGGCCCAUUCUUUACUCUGUUUGAAAAAAGUAGUCAGCGUUCUUAGUAGUGGGUUUCUGUUUUAUUGGCUGACUUGGAGGUUUAUCUCUGUUUCCUUUUACAAUUGUUCAAAUGUUCCUUUUAAUGGAUGGUUGAAUGAACUUCAGCAUCCAAGUUUAUGAAUCGUAGUUACGUAUAUUGCUGUUGAUAUAGUUUAGGAGUAAGAGUCUUGUUUUUUAUUCAGAUUGGGGAAUCCAUUCUACUUUGUGAAUUUGGGACAUAGUAACAGCAGUGGAGUAUGUAUUUAGAAGUGUGAAUUCACCGUAAAAUACGUGAGACAAAGAAAUUAAAAGAUACUUAUGCCUCAGUCUAUUCUGUAAAAUUUAAAAAAUAUAUAUGCAUACCCGGAUUUCCUUGGCUUCUUCUUGAAUGUAAGAGAAAUUAAAUCUGAAUAAAUAAUUCUUUCUGUUAA
Messenger RNA from Nomascus leucogenys (northern white-cheeked gibbon), 1813 nucleotides. RefSeq names its product MAGE family member A4 (gene MAGEA4). Gene Ontology annotation, molecular function: histone deacetylase binding. Gene Ontology annotation, cellular component: nucleus. The record is from RefSeq and is a predicted model, not a curated record. The coding region runs from base 236 to 1267 and encodes 343 amino acids. Gene Ontology annotation, biological process: negative regulation of transcription by RNA polymerase II. NCBI's taxonomy places the organism in Eukaryota, Metazoa, Chordata, Mammalia, Primates, Hylobatidae. The transcript is spliced from 2 exons.